AAAGUUCUUUUCUUUGUAUUCUCCCUCAAGAAAAGAAUUCAUCAGUUAUUUAAACUUUGAUUGAACAGAACUAGAAUAAGUGAAUAAUAGAACAAUGCAAGGGAUUUACCGGAUACUGCGACCUUAUCGCAACCCUCCAAGGGCUGCGAUAUUUCAACAAUUCCACGGGAAUGGAAUAUUUAACGCGAACAAAAUAUCUUCAGGCUUUGGAUUUAUCACGUCCUCUCCAUCCAUGCAGCAGAAAGGGUUGGAGAAUGUGACAGUUUCAGAGGUGCUAAUGACAAAGGGGGAAGAAAAAGUUGGUUCAUGGCUUUGGUGUAGAGUUGAUGAUGCUGUUAUUAAUGCAAUGAGAAAUAUGGCUGAAAAUGAUAUUGGAUCAUUGGUGGUACUGAAGCCAGAGGGCCAGGACAUAGCAGGCAUUGUCACAGAAAGAGACUGCUUGAAGAAAAUAGUUGCACAAGGAAGAUCACCUUUAUACACACGAGUCGCUCAAAUAAUGACUAACGAGAAUGACUUGGUAACUGUGACAUCUGACACAAACAUUCUAAGAGCAAUGAGACUAAUGUUAGAAAAUCGCAUUCGGCAUGUUCCAGUUAUAGAUGGGAAAAUAGUUGGUAUGAUUUCAAUUGUAGAUGUUGUGCGAGCAGUGACAGAGCAACAAGAUGGAGAAUUGAAGCGACUAGGUGAUUAUAUUAGAGGAGAAUACUACUAGGUCUUCAAAAGGAUUCAUCCAUAUGUACUAAUUUGAAAGUAAAAUUCAUUUCACAUAUUAACACUAAUUUAUAUCCAUUUCACAAAUAGUGGAUGUGAAAUGCUUCUUCCACCUUCUACAUAUAUGAGAGACCAUCCAUAUUUAUACCUAUCAUUUUAGGAGUACAAAAUACCUAUGUUAUAGAUUUUCUUAUACCAUUAUCGUCUCAACCUAUCAUGGAUAUAUUCAAUUCUAUUUGGAAUUAUGUUGCCAAAGUGUCUAACUCGAUCGAUCUAAAUUUGAACUAUUUUCUCCUUCA
Lathyrus oleraceus (garden pea) is the source of this 1010-nucleotide messenger RNA. Its product is annotated as CBS domain-containing protein CBSX3, mitochondrial. Lineage: Eukaryota; Viridiplantae; Streptophyta; Magnoliopsida; Fabales; Fabaceae. The coding region runs from base 95 to 712 and encodes 205 amino acids. The transcript has 5 exons. The record is from RefSeq and is a predicted model, not a curated record.